AUGGGAUGUUUUGCCAGCAAGAGUGCUGAUUCCAAAUCCAGCCGCCUCUCUAGAUGGCGUGCCACGGGCAUUGUAGCAUUACGCGACGGAAAAUUGAAGUCAUUUCCAGAUGAAGUUCUAGAGCUGGAUAAAUCUGUAAGAACACUUGAUCUAACACACAACAAAUUAGUUGAUGUCCCAGAAGAGAUCAGCAAACUAAUCAAUAUGCAGAGGCUGAUUUUAGCAAAUAAUGUACUUGAGCGUCUUCCAAUGAAUCUUGGGAAACUUAAAUCUUUAAAAUUUAUCAUACUCGAUGGAAAUAAACUUACCACAUUGCCAGAUGAAGUGGGCCAAUUGGUGAAACUUGAGAGGUUGUCUAUCUCUAGUAACCUGUUAGCCAGUCUUCCUGAAACCAUUGGAAGCUUGAGGAAUUUGUUGCUACUAAACGUCUCGAAUAAUAAACUAAAGUCUCUUCCAGAAUCUGUUGGGAGCUGCUUUUCUUUAGAAGAGCUACAAGCAAAUGAAAAUUCGAUUGAAGAACUUCCCACUUCGGUUUGCAGUCUGAUUCAUUUGAAGUCACUUUGCUUAGACCAUAACAAUUUGAAACAGAUUCCUCCAAGUUUAUUGAAAGAGUGUAAGGUUCUGCAGAAUAUUUCAUUGCAUGGUAAUCCCAUAUCUAUGGAUCAGUUCCAGCAGAUGGAAGGAUUUGAAGAGUUUGAAGAAAGAAGGAAAAAGAAAUUCGACAAGCAAAUAGAUUCAAAUGUGAUGAUCAGUUCUAAAGGUCUUGAUGAGGGCGUUGACCUAUGAACCAUGGUCAAAUUGGCUUUGAUUUGUUGUAUUUGUGUUUGCUGUGAGUUAUUAUAAAGAGAAUGCUACCUACUGUUGUCUAUAAACUAAAGUGUGGAGUUUAAUAUGGUCAAUUUCUAGGGCUUUUUUUUAGAUGCUUACCCCCUUGUGAUUAGUAAAUAUGAAUAUAACUUGGAUAAGUUGAUCCAAUUUGUUGUAAAUUACUUACGUGACUGUUAUCACAUAUAUAGUUUUAUGUUCAUGUAGAUUGUAAAAUCAUAUGAAUUUAAUGUUUAAACUUAUAGAUUAGAAAAAAAAUAGUUACC
This is a messenger RNA of Lactuca saligna, 1091 nucleotides long. Lineage: Eukaryota; Viridiplantae; Streptophyta; Magnoliopsida; Asterales; Asteraceae. The record is from the annotation of a GenBank genome assembly.